AUGUCGGGUUAUGCGGUGAAGACCUUUUGGAAAAUGGACUCCGGCGCCAUCCACUUUAGAGGAGCACGACCCUUCAAGGGAAUAGAAUUCCACCUUGUGCGUGAGACCGAAAUCAGCGACUUUCCUGACUAG
Molecule: messenger RNA, 132 nt
Organism: Echinococcus granulosus
Lineage: Eukaryota; Metazoa; Platyhelminthes; Cestoda; Cyclophyllidea; Taeniidae
Exons: 2
Coding region: 1-132 (43 amino acids)
Source: RefSeq, a predicted model, not a curated record